CAGCUACAGGGAUCUGACAGAGCACAGCUGAUAAUGAGCCUCUGCUCUAUUUUAUUCCUGUUUAUAGAUGGCUAAAUAUAACUUUGUGCUUAUAUUUAAUUCUUACUGAAAACUGCAAACCACAAUCCAUCGAGACAGUUUUGGGUUUUUCAUAUUGGCUGGCUUGCAUCAGGUCCAAGAGAGGGAACAUCCAGGCUCAGCACAAGGCCUGUAGCCAGGUUAGGUACUGGCAGUGGGUCCCACACAGGAGGGCUGGUGACCACAGAGCAAAGCAGAGAAAGCAUUGCAGGACUUGUGAGCAGCAGCUUUCUCUGUGCCAGAACACCCCCCAGUCCAUCCAGACUGCUGUCCCUGAGCACUGCAGCUGUGGGCACUGCCAGGACAGCCCACACUUGGUGGCAGGUUUUGCUUGUCACCAGGCAGAGCCAAAGGCAUUUGAUUUGUGCUCCUAUCACAAAGCCAGAAGCGGCUUUCUGGAUUGGACAAGAUCUCCCUCUGCAGCAGGAACAGGAGCCAGCACCAACCUGCAAACCAAGUGUGCAGCACAACAUAACUGCGAGCAAGUGUGCCAGGGGUUGUAUCAGCUGGUUGUACCCCCAGAGAUAAACUUCCACUUCUCUCGUGGCACGGAGGGAUAAUGUUUGGGAAGAUGUUUGAUGGACCACUGAAAAAUGUAUCACUGUGGUAUUCCCUGACAACUGAAUUGAAAGACCAUGAGGUAAUUGCAGCAGUACCUGUUAAACAUCUCAGGUCCAAUCCUCAACUCCUGGCAGCCUAACAAAUAUCCCAGUCAUACAUUUUUGGGGUUCAAGUCAAAAGCUGAUGGGGAAGCAGCCUUGUCUUGCUCACACCUGGGGCAGGGGCAGCUGAAAACCUCUCACUCCAUAGCAAAAGCAGGUCCAAUUUCAGUUCCAAGGUCAUUCCCCUCCAUUCAUGUCUCAGGAAACUUCGACAGAAACACUGGCAUUGCAUGCACACAAAUGCACAUGGUCCUAGAUAAUCACAUUUAUAACAAAACAGAUCCAACUAGACUACUGUGGUAUUUUACUAGGGUUGCAUGAGAGGUUGUUUUAAGUCUCAACAUUGCAUGGAAAACCCAUCAUCCAAAAAAACUUACAAAUAUUCUUAAAUGCUGGACUAAGGGACUAAGGGCUUGACCAGAACAAGGCAGGCAGUAUGCAGUUGUCCUGGGGCUCCUCCCUUCUGCACCUUCUCCUCAGGCUUAAAAAUUCACUCUUGCUGACUCCCAGCUCUACAUAUAAAAAGUUAUUUAUGUGCUCAUUUUUUUAGUCCCUCCCAAUAGCCAGGUCUUGAAAACAACUCAGCAAUUCAGAAUGCUGCCAUGCCAAUACUGGCAUUCACUCAGAUGAGUUUCCCCUCUCACAAGCACACCAGCUUUCCAUGCCCAGUUGCAACAUCACACAAUUUUUUCCUGGUAUGAUUUUGGGAACUCGGGUUUGCCAAGGUUCCACCUAGCUAACUUUGAACUGCCCCAGAGCAGCUGCAGAGGAACACCUCUGCUAGCUGAGGUCCACCUCUGCUUUGGGAAGGAGAAAGAUGCAGGGAGAAAUAAACUUGGUUUUGACCUAAAGCCGAAAAGCUUGAUAGGUGGAAAGCCAUCCUCAGGCUGGAAUUACUCCAGUCAUUUACAAUAGUGCUGGCACAUGCUUAGGUGCCUUAAAAAGGAGCUUUCCCCCAGUGCUGCCCUCCCCCUGAGCAGCUUUGCCCUUCUUUGGUGUGGCAGCAGCCUCCAGCCUCCAGGAAUGGUUCUUGCAGUUAAAAGGAGAAGCCCAAACUUAUUCCACGAUAAUUCAUUUACUAAAACACUGAAAGCCCCAUGUGUGUGCAUUGCUGAGAGCUGCACACACUUUCUCCACCAGCCACUAAAGCCUUUCCCAAUUUGCAGAGAGCAGCAGCCUGGGCUGGACAAGCACAGCCCUGGCUGAGCAGGCUCUCCAGCAAACCACUGCUCUUCCAGUUCCUGUCCAAUUCCCAAAGCCAUCUUUUCCCUGUAAGGCCAUCUUCACAAGCUAUCCCAGAGGAUUAUAUAUCUGUUCCAAAACUUAUGUCCAGGAAAAAAUUAAUGGGAAAACCCAAGUUUUAGGUCAGCAUGCGCAAUAGCAAAUGGGAACUGCAGUGUCUGAGCUGACAGCUCCCCGUGCCCAGGAUAGCGAUGCAAUAGCCAGACUUCACUCUCUAAACAGACUGCAGCAAGCCAACCAGGACUCAAAGCAGCUGGAACCAGCGAUGAGGGGCCUGUCAGGAUUCCUUCUGUGCUCGUUGCUGCUGCUGGCCCCCCACUCCAAAGGGGUGGCUGCCCAGGACACGCAGCCUGACCCCAAAAUGCCAUGUGCCAACUGGAUGGGAGGAGCACCUGGCUACCCUGGCCACAACGGUGUCCCUGGCCGGGAUGGGAAAGACGGAAGAGAUGGGCUCAAGGGAGAUAAAGGAGAUGAAGGUCCGGCAGGUCCCAAAGGUGAACCGGGCCCAGUAGGAAGCCGAGGCUUUCCCGGCCCCCCCGGAUCUCCUGGAAGUCCUGGAAUCCCAGGGCAGAAGGGCAAAGAUGCUUUUGUGCACCGCUCUGCCUUCAGCGUGGGGCUGACGGAGCGAAGCCCUGCCCCCAACGUCCCCAUCCGCUUCAGCAAGAUCUUCUACAACGAGCAGGGCCACUACGACCCCAGCACGGGCAAGUUCCUCUGCAAUGUGCCCGGCACCUACUUCUUCAGCUAUCACCUCACGGUGUACCUGUCAGAUGUCAAGGUCAGCCUCUACAGGAAGGACAAGGCCGUGAUCUUCACCUACGACCAGUUCCAGAACAACAACGUGGACCAAGCCAGCGGCUCCGUCCUGCUGCACCUCAGCUCCGGGGACGAGGUCUGGCUUCAGGUGUAUGGGAACGGGGACAAAAAUGGGGUCUAUGCUGACAACCUCAAUGAUUCCACCUUCAUGGGCUUCCUCCUGUACCCUGACCCAGAUAACUACUAAAGUAGGGCAUGCUGUGUGGAAAAGGAGGAGGUAGCUUAACCCUGGACAUGUCCUGGGGCACUGGCACUAUAGCUGUAAUGUAUUUACCAGAAAAUCGCCUUUUGCAAGGGCAGUGACUGCCAAGGGGGAACCCUUUCUCCUGUGAAAUCACUGAGGUCACACCAGUACUUCCAUGGAACCAAGAGUUCACUCCUACCUCUGCUCUUGCUUUCCUGUGGAAACUUCAGCCCAAAGUCAGAUACCACUCUUGCCAUGUUGUGAAAAACUCUCGAUAUGGCUUAAUGUUCCUUUAAAUUUAAAAGUGAGAAGAGAAAAAUUGGUUGUAUUUAAAUAUGACAUUCUAAAUUUCCCUUUUUAGCCACUUAAAUCCAUUUAAACCAAUUGUAGAAAUUUUACACAGCAUUUUAAAGUUUGAGUAGAAGAAGGAAAAUACAAAAGUAGAGUGCUCUUGUUUUCAGCUGGAGCAGGUGGCUCAAUUUUUUGUAACUCCCACUUAUUAAGACCUUUGACUUCCACUCCUGGUUUGUUGUCUCCCUUUUUUUAGCCCAGAUCUUUGAAUAUAUUCAGGUUAUUAACGUCCACUGAUUUUAAUCCUUUGGUUUUCUUUUUAUGUUUAUCCCCUUUUGUUAUCUCUAAUGCAAGUUUAGGGCAGGGAUCUUCUCUUGGGAUUUAUCUGAGAAACCUUGUGAGCACUGGUGAGGCCACAAAACAAAAGCAGCCCGUUGACUCUGUGGUUUUGGGGGUCCCAAGAUGACCACGAAGAUCCUGUCCCAUCUCCCCUGUAAACGGCUUCCAGGUGCAGCCAGAGGUUGAGAUCUAUUGUCCUUUUCCAGGCCCUAAGUGUGCCAUAAGCCAUGGUUUGCCCACCAGCUGGGCAGAGCUUUGGGUGGUGUUGAAGCCUCCCGUGUGGAGUGGGCUCCGGGGAUGAACACCCCCAUCCCUGCCCCAGCUUUGGGCAAUUACCUGCAUGCAGAAGAGUGUUAAGGCUGCAAUUAGUGUCAAUCCCAUCAAACUGCUCUCCAAGGAGCUUUCCUGACUUUUAGCUAAAAGAGGAUUUGAUGGUUUCUCAGAUAUAUUCAAAGAAGACUCCUGCUACUAAGCUUCCAAGCAAGCUAACACAGAUCAGAGCUAAUGCAGUAUUACAAGCACAAAACAGCAUUAAGAGCUUCAACUGAAAUUACUUGCAACAUCAUUUUCCACACUCCAGUGAAUUACCACACUGCAAAUAAAAAACAAAUAAAAAGCUCUCUCAAUGAGAA
Molecule: messenger RNA, 4244 nt
Organism: Passer domesticus (house sparrow)
Lineage: Eukaryota; Metazoa; Chordata; Aves; Passeriformes; Passeridae
Gene: ADIPOQ
Product: adiponectin, C1Q and collagen domain containing
Molecular function (GO): protein binding
Source: RefSeq, a predicted model, not a curated record